Dinoponera quadriceps is the source of this 2005-nucleotide messenger RNA. Its product is annotated as arginine/serine-rich coiled-coil protein 2-like. Gene Ontology annotation, molecular function: 5'-3' exonuclease activity; 3'-5' exonuclease activity. NCBI's taxonomy places the organism in Eukaryota, Metazoa, Arthropoda, Insecta, Hymenoptera, Formicidae. The record is from RefSeq and is a predicted model, not a curated record. The coding region runs from base 834 to 1772 and encodes 312 amino acids. The transcript has a single exon.
CACAUACAAAUAAUUAGCGUUAAAACUUUAGGCGGUCCAGCGAGACGUUCAACGAGGCGGCCAGGUCCGCUUGCGCGGAGCAAAUAGAAGGGUAGUUGCCAUCCCGAUAAUAGAUCUCGAGGAAGGUCGUAGAGACGGCUCACAUUUUCUUCUAUCCUUCUACCCCUCAUGUUUUUCGCAUCACCUUAAGGUUUAAAUCUAAGAUUCCUCCUGAAAUCUCGGAGGAACCUCACUGUUGCUCCUCAAUCACUUAAUUCUAGUCUGAAACCUUGAACAAACUGUCAUCCUUUUAUCCCCCAUCACCCCUCUGUUUUCUCGGGAAUCCAGGAAUUCUCGAAAUGGACUGGCGACACGCAUAGGGUUCGAUUAUAGCAAUAGAAGUGUAAGCUCCAAAUUCUUUAUUAAUCAAUGAUCUUAAUCGUUAUAGUUUUUAAAUACUUGUAUUUACCACACUAUGAUGUAACGGAUGAUGAGUGCGAAGGAAAAUCGUUUUAUUUCCUGGUCUCCCCUCUUGGGAUGUCCCUUCGUACCUCGAGGCAAACUGCCAAAUUGUGCGAUCACCAUGCUGUGUCUCUUUAUUACUUGGUAACUAUAUAUACUAUGUAAUCAAUUGUAGCUUGGUGAUCGCAAGUGAGGCUAUAUCACUAAAUGCGAAGCAUCCUCUCUUUCUCUUGCUGUCUCUGUCUCAUCUUAUUUCUACUCGAGCUAUUUGACUACGUUAUGUUCUCUCGCUCUAAGUCCAUCUGUCUCUCUCGCGAAUGCACACUUGAAAAAAAGAAAUGAAAGAAAAAAAGAAAAAAUCCAAGUCAGAGAUGAAGGCGUGACGAUCCGAAAUGAGCUAUGUACUCAUGGAAGGCAGUUUCUAUCCUUAUAGGUGUGUCCGUGUGCGUCCGUUCAUCAGUACGGCCCAGCGCAGUGCAAUGGACUCAAAGCGGUACGAACGCAGCGGCAGGUCGAAUACCGAAUCGCCACCUGCUCCACCCUCGCCCCCCAUGUAUAGCACAGGUUACAACACGUCACAGCAUGAUGGCCACAAGAGCAGAGGCAACUCACGGCGCACACCCUCGCCUAGCACGGACUAUCACCGGAGCAGUAGAUCUUCGCGGAACGACUCACCGCCUCAGGAACGACGUAGACGCCGUCGCAGCGGCUCCAAGUCGUCGCCGAUACGCUCACAUAGACGGUCGCGGUCAUGUGACAAAGACAGAGACCGGGAUCGCGACCGUGACAGAGAGAGGUCUCGCAAGUAUUCCAGAAGGGAUAGGUCACGAUCGAGAUCACGUGGAAGGUCUCGCUCAAGGGACAAAAGGCGUAGCCGCAGCCGUAAUCGCAGUAGGGACCGGCACAGAUAUAGAGAAAGCCGCAGACACCACACUAGAGCACCGUCGUAUGAGUCGGAUGCGUUGGAAGAUCAUAGUGAGAGUACAGGCACGAUAAUGCAUCAGGCAGCUAUGGUCGUCCCGCAGCCGAAUGCUUUCAAGAACGACGGUAGUUUUAUGGAGAUGUUCAAGAAGAUGCAGGAGCAAAUGCAACCGACCGUGCAGAAACCUACCACUUCGGUGCUAGAAGAGAAAUCCGUGGUGCCGCCGCCGUUGAUGGUGGGUAAGAGGAGAGGUGGUAGGAUCCUAAAGACUGGCAUGGUGGCAAAGCCGAAGGCAGAACAGACAGUGGAGCAGCCGAAGGACGCGUGGUCAUUGUACAUGGCGGAAGUGAAGAAGUAUCGCGAAGUCUGCUGCCAGGAAGAGGACAACACGCGACCGUUGGUCAAAUAGCUCGCGAACGUCCCAUUUAAUUUCUUCUUUACGCACUUCAACUCGUUACUUUUUCUUCUACUACUUCUAAGAUACCUAUAGCUAAUUUAAUUAUCGUUAAUUAUUAAGAUAUUGUGUAAAGAAAUGCUACUCUCGGACAUAUCUUUUGUUCGUUUCGUUUCGCCGUGAACCUCACGUUUAUUCUUGUAAAGUACAACAAGAUUGUAACGAUUCGAACGAGAGAAAGGGGGGGG